Leishmania braziliensis MHOM/BR/75/M2904 is the source of this 546-nucleotide messenger RNA. RefSeq names its product putative ATP synthase, epsilon chain. Bases 1 to 546 code for a protein of 181 amino acids. Gene Ontology annotation, molecular function: proton-transporting ATP synthase activity, rotational mechanism. The transcript has a single exon. The record is from RefSeq and is a predicted model, not a curated record. NCBI's taxonomy places the organism in Eukaryota, Euglenozoa, Kinetoplastea, Trypanosomatida, Trypanosomatidae. Gene Ontology annotation, biological process: proton motive force-driven ATP synthesis.
AUGUUCCGGUUCUGUGGCCGUCGCUUGGUGGGGCGUACGUUGCCCCUGCUCGCCGAUCAUCACGAGCUACCUGAGGCAUUUGAGUUCAUGGAGCACAAGGUUAUAGACAAGGAUAUCCACUCCGCCUACGAGAAUAUGGAUACACUGCGCCUCACCAUCACCCGCCAGGACGAAUUUCUCUUCAAGGAGGCGCCUGUUAAGUGCGUCACGGUCAUGGGCGUUAACGGCGAGAACGGAGUGUACCCCAGUCACGCGUACAAAAUCACGCAGCUGGCACCGGCGCCACUGACGGUGGAGAUGACGGACGGUACGGUGGAAAAGUUCUUUACAAGCGGCGGUUUUGCCCACAUCAACAACGAAGGUUCCUGUGAUAUUAACUGCGUGGAGUGCAUCCCACUCUCUGAGCUUGAUGUCGAUGCCGCAGAGAAGGCGCUCGCGCAGCAGCAAUCAGCUUUGAGUAGUGCCUAUGACGAGAAGGCGAAGGCGGUCGUUGAGAUUCGCAUCAGCGUGCUCGAGUCGGUCCUUCAGAGCCUCAAGCACAUGUAA